Messenger RNA from Dipodomys spectabilis (banner-tailed kangaroo rat), 3412 nucleotides. It is a transcript of the gene Prg4, whose product is annotated as proteoglycan 4. The transcript is spliced from 13 exons. Gene Ontology annotation, molecular function: scavenger receptor activity; polysaccharide binding. The coding region runs from base 46 to 3399 and encodes 1117 amino acids. NCBI's taxonomy places the organism in Eukaryota, Metazoa, Chordata, Mammalia, Rodentia, Heteromyidae. The record is from RefSeq and is a predicted model, not a curated record. Gene Ontology annotation, biological process: immune response.
UUCAUCUGUCCAUUUGUGGCAAGGGUGCAGUACCUCAAGACAACCAUGGUGUGGAAACUACUUCCCAUUUGCUUCCUGCUGCUGCUUUCUGCUUCCUUGAUUGAACAAGUUUCAUCUCAAGAUUUAUCAAGCUGUACAGGGAGAUGUGGGGAAGGGUAUUCUAGAGAUGCCACCUGCAACUGUGAUUAUAACUGUCAACACUACAUGGAGUGCUGCCCUGAUUUCAAGAAAGUCUGCACCGUAGAGCUUUCCUGUAAAGGUCGCUGCUUCGAGUCCUUUGCACGCGGAAGGGAGUGCGACUGUGACUCCCAGUGUAAGAAGUUUGGCAAGUGCUGUGCAGACUACGAGAACUUCUGUGAAGAACUGCAUAACCCCACAUCUCCACCACCUUCAAAGACUGCACCUCCGCCUCCAGAAGCAUCUCAAACCAUCAAAUCCACCACCAAACGCUCACCCAAAUCACCAAAAAAGAAGACUAAGAAAGUUGUAGAGUCAGAGGAAAUAACAGAAGAACAUUCUGUCUCUGAAAAUCAAGAGUCCUCCUCCUCCUCUUCCUCUUCUUCUUCAAGUAUUCGGAAAGUCAAGUCUUCCAAAAAUUCAGCUGCUAAUAGAGAAUUACAGAAGAAACCCAAAGCAAAAGACAAGAAAAGUCCUAAAAAAAACCCUAAGCCAGAACCACCAGUGGUAGAUGAUGCUGGAAGUGGACUGGACAAUGGGGAUUCCAAGCCCACCCCAACUCCCGCCGUUACUACUACCCCAGUGAAACCAGUAAAUCCUAAACCCAGUCUUCCACCUAAGUCUGACAUACCCAAAGAGGCAUCUUCCACAAACAAUAAAGAGACUACAGUUACAACUAAAGAGAGUACGGCCACAAACAAACAGACUUCUACCAGUGCAAAAGAGAAGACUACUUCAGCUAAAGAGACACGAAGUGCAGAGAAAUCAUCUGAAGUUCCUGCGAAGCCUACACCCAAAGCUGAAAUGACAACCAAAGCCCCUGAUCUGCCUGCCACCACCAAAGAACCUGCACCCACUACCACCAAAGAACCAGCUCCCACUACCCCCAAGGAGCCUGCACCCACUACCACCAAGAAACCAGCACCCACCACCCCUAAAGAGCCUGCACCCACUACCACCAAAGAACCAGCACCCACCACCCCUAAAGAGCCUGCACCCACUACCAAGGAACCAGCUCCCACCACCGCUAAAGAGCCUGUACCCACUACCACCAAAGAACCAGCACCCACCACCCCUAAAGAGCCUGCACCCACUACCACCAAAGAACCAGCACCCACCACCCCUAAAGAGCCUGCACCCACCACCACCAAAGAACCAGCACCCACCACCCCUAAAGAGCCUGCACCCACUACCAAGGAACCAGCUCCCACCACCCCUAAAGAGCCUGCACCCACUACCACCAAAGAACCAGCACCCACCACCCCUAAAGAGCCUGCACCCACUACCACCAAAGAACCAGCACCCACCACCCCUAAAGAGCCUGCACCCACUACCAAGGAACCAGCUCCCACCACUUCUGAGAAGACUGUACCCACAACCACCAAAAAACCAGCUCCCACCACUACCAAAGAGCCCAUAUCUACCACCACCAAGGAACCUGUGCCCACCAUCCCUGAAGAGCCUGCACCCACCACCCCUGCCAAGCCUGUCCCUAUCACCCCUGAGAAGCUUGCACCUACCACUCCGAAGAAGCCUGUAUCCACCCCCACCCCCACUACUCCCAGGAAACCUGUACCCACUACCCCUGAGAAACCUGCUCCAAGUUCUCCUAAGACACCAGCCCCAACCACCACCACAGAGCCUUCUACUACUCAGAAAAAUCCCGAAGCAACUCCUGAAUUUCCUGCAGAUCCCACACCGAAGGCUCCUGACAAUAGUCCCAAAGAGCCUGCAGUAUUAACAACGAAAUCUCCUGAGAUGACAACAGUAGGUAAAGACAAGACAACAGAAAAAGACAUACCUACCACCCCUGCUACACCUAAGAUGACAACUAAAGAGACAACAACCACAGAAGAAAAAACUACGGAAUCCAAAACAAGCACAACCAUGCAAGUAAAACCCACCGCUCCUCAAGAUGCAUCACUUAAAGUUACUACUCUUAAACCCAAAGUAACUACUGCAGCUGAAGAGACCAUGAACAACCCUGAAGAAACAACUCCAGGAUCAGAAGAGACAACUACUAAUGCUAAGACAACUCCCAAACCCCAGAAACCAACAAAAGCACCCAAGAAGCCUAAAAAGCCAGCCAAAGCACCCAAAAAGCCCACUUCUACCAAAAAGCCUAGCACUCCUAAAGUGAAGAAACCCAAGACGACACCAACUCCCCCAAAGAUGACUUCAACGGUGUCUGAACUGAACCCUACCUCUGUAGCAGAAACCAUGCUCCAAACCAGUCCUAGCCAAACUCCAAACUCAGACCUGGCUGGCGUAAAUCCAAACAACGAAGACGCGGAUAGUGAUGGUGUGGAAGCUGGAAACCCUCACCUGAUUCCCAGUCCCCCUGUGCUAGCUCCUCUAGUCAUUCCAGGCACUGAUCACUUCGUGAGAGGUCCCAAUCAAGACAUUUACAUCAAUUCCAUGACUUCAGAUGAGACCAAUUUAUGUAAUGGUAAGCCAGUAGAUGGACUGACUACUUUGCGCAAUGGGACAUUAGUUGCAUUUCGAGGUCAUUAUUUCUGGAUGCUCAAUCCGUUCAGGCCACCAUCCCCACCCCGAAGAAUCACUGAAGUUUGGGGUAUUCCCUCCCCCAUUGACACUGUUUUUACCAGAUGCAACUGUGAAGGAAAAACUUUCUUCUUUAAGGAUUCUCAGUACUGGCGUUUCACUAAUGACAUAAAAGAUGAAGGGUAUCCCAAACCAAUUGUGAAAGGAUUUGGAGGACUAACUGGGAAAAUAGUAGCAGCUCUUUCUGUAGCUAAGUACAAGAACAGGCCUGAAUCUGUGUAUUUUUUCAAGAGAGGGGGCAACAUUCAGCAAUACACUUAUAAACAGGAACCUACCCAAAAAUGCUCUGGAAGAAGACCUACUAUAAAUUAUUCAGUCUAUGGAGGAGCAGCACAGGUUAGGAGACGUCGCUUUGAACGGGCUAUUGGACCUGCUCAGACACACACCAUCAGAAUUCACCUUUCACCUGUCAGAGUUUCUUACCAAGAUAAAGGCUUCCUCCACAAUGAAGUUAAAGUGAAUACAAUGUGGAGAGGGUUUCCAAAUGUGGUCACUACUGCUUUAACAUUGCCCAACAUUAGAAAACCUGAUGGCUAUGAUUACUACGCCUUUUCUAAGGAUCAAUACUAUAACAUCGAUAUUCCCAGUAGAACAGCAAGAGCAAUUACUACUCGUUCUGGACAGACCCUCUCCAAAGUCUGGUAUAACUGUCCUUAGAUGGAUCAACAAA